This is a messenger RNA of Cherax quadricarinatus, 1482 nucleotides long. Its product is annotated as molt-inhibiting hormone. Gene Ontology annotation, molecular function: neuropeptide hormone activity. NCBI's taxonomy places the organism in Eukaryota, Metazoa, Arthropoda, Malacostraca, Decapoda, Parastacidae. Gene Ontology annotation, biological process: circadian rhythm. Gene Ontology annotation, cellular component: extracellular region. The record is from RefSeq and is a predicted model, not a curated record.
AACACAUCUAAUCUCUCCACAUCAUUACUCGUGAAAUCAUCGGGAGACGAUACCUCUAGGAAAACUGCACGUAUCCUGAAGACAAAGAAGAUGAAAAGUGAGGAAUUACGCCAACGACACGAGUGGCUUCAUAUAAGAGAUGACUCCAGGAAUAUCAUCAUCACCACCAGCAUCAUCCUCAGAGGAAGCUGAACAAGCUCCUCCUUUCUCCUUGCUUCUUCACUGCCACUCUUCUCCCAGACUCACGCCAGACGAGUGUCUUGUUCACCCAGGUGUUAGGAUUGACGUGAACGAGACAGACAUACUUUGAACAUCACUGCCAACACUUACAUUCCUGGUGUAUUAUCGUCAGUCUCUUGAAAGCCCGAGGAUUCCUCUUCAGAGCUCCACUCGUCACUGUACUGGCAUCUCAAGAAAAUAAAAACAUUUGGAUUUCUCUCUGAGUUCCGAGAAACUAAGUAAGGAUACGAGAGUAACAAGCAGAGAGGAUAACACUGUGUCUCCAAGUGUCUCAAGAGAUGGUUAAACACGCAAAUCAGUCUUGCUCUGCGCUGAGGCCGUGGCUGAUAGUGAUGGUGGUGGGUCUUCUUGUUCACCAGACAACGCCAACGUUAACGGACGACUGUCCUGGAGCCAUGGGCAACAGACAUAUACACACCAUGUUGUUGAGAGUAUGUGGAGACUGCUAUAAUGUCCUCAGAGAUCCUGAAAUAGAGGUUGACUGCAGGAGCGGCUGCUUCACCAGUGACACAUUCAAGUCGUGUCUGGAGCUUAUUGAACGUGGGGAUGAGUUCUUUGAUUUCAUGAGAAGGGUUGGCAUUCUCAACGCUGGAGGCAAGUGAUGAGAUCCAUGCCGUUUGCUACCGUUGUACCGUUGGUCUGAAACUCUUCUCACAAGCAUCACACAUCCCGUUUCACGGACACCCGUCGGUUGACCAUAAAUCACUCUGCAACAGACAUGUGUUUAUGACCGUGCCAAUUCUUCUGCACUCACUCUUCAUCUAAGCUGUAUCUUUGUGAAAGAUCCUCUCACAAAGACUUAAAUAUAUAGGAACCAAUUGGAAAUACCGUAAAUAAGAGUUCCAAACUACCCCUCAAUUUGGAGAGGAAAUGAUACAACAUUUCUAGGUGAACCUAAUAGUAACUAUCUCUAUAACCACUUCCUAGUAGUUAGAGGAAUAGUGCUUAUGUUGAUAGUAUCAUUGUUAAUCCCAGUUGCUUGAGGAUACCUUCUCUUCAGAUUUUAUCAUAACCAUCAACUACUUAUGAAAAGAUUUUUCAAGUAUCCUUUUAAUACCGCUUCUUACAUUCUUUAAAUAAUUGCUUAUUUUUCUCUGUUAUUGCCCCAAAAAUAUCGCAGUCCACUCGCACUUCUAUUGUUUCUUUUUAAUGCGCAAAUCGAUAAUUAUCAUAUUUACACUUGUAUUUAUAUUUCUUAUCCAUAUCAAAUUCAUAGUUCAUCAACAUAUUAAAAUUACCAAC